This is a messenger RNA of Rhopalosiphum padi (bird cherry-oat aphid), 954 nucleotides long. RefSeq lists its product as uncharacterized. NCBI's taxonomy places the organism in Eukaryota, Metazoa, Arthropoda, Insecta, Hemiptera, Aphididae. Bases 13 to 954 code for a protein of 313 amino acids. The record is from RefSeq and is a predicted model, not a curated record. The transcript has 2 exons.
UCAAGUCUUGGAAUGAAGUGGUCGACUUUAGUUGGCUGCUUGAUUGUGUGCCUCUUGGAUCUUAAGGUUUCCGAUGGGAUUUCCUCGGUUCCUUGUUCUCAAGCUGGCUCAGAUCUACAAGACAGCGUCACAAAUGUGGAUCAGCCUCUAGUUUUACCCUCGCCAAUAGCCCCCCUGUUGACCAAUUUGUGUUCGUCAUCCACACUAAACGCUCUACCCCCUUCAGCGCUCGUGUCAAUUGUUAAAACGCUGUCAGCAACGCCCGAGCUCUUCAAAACGUUGCCACCUCCUACGCUCGUAGCCCUGUUAAGUGCUAUCUCUUCACCUUCGGUGCUAAAUGAAUUGUCACCAAUCUCUGUUCUCGUCUUGCUUGCCGCCGUAUCUUCAUCCAAUCCCACAUCAAUUUCCUCUGUACCACGUGACGUGUUGUUUCCUUUGUUGAAAACUUUGUCUUCUUCCGGUCUACUGCCACCACCUGGUUCCGUGCAGCCGAACACUGUUUUCACACAACUACCACCCUUGCCACCACCGGCACCACAAGUCAUAGUUCCCGGGCCAGCUCAAGGUCCAAUGUAUAUAAAUCUACCAAACAAAUCGCCCAGACCCCCGCCGAUCAUCGUACCGACUGGACCUCCACCAUCUAUCGUCGUGUCCAUCCCUCAACCAUACCCAGCACCACCACCUUUAAUCAUGCCUUACGGUACCCCUGGUCCAAUAGUGAUAAAUGAAGGAAAGGACACUAGUCCUCCAUCCGCCCAAACAGUAUUAUCCGCUCCCGAAUCGCCAAAAAUAUUUUUUACCACGCAUCCAUCGAAAUCAUGUCUCAACUCGAUCGAUGGUAGAAAAUCACCACAAGACUAUUGUCAAUCACAGUUUGAAAUUCCAAAAGUGUAUGCCUUACCACCCGGUGUUUUACCAAACCAAUAUUUCCAGAUUGAUAAAAAAUGUGCCUAA